AUGAAAUCGGUUUUAGAGGACGACAAUUCACAGAACUGGGAAAUAAAUAAUGAUCUAUCGUUGCCAAGACAAUUGAAUGUGAUAAAAGAUGUUCCAAUUAAAAAUCAAUUAUCUCCACAAACUAUAAAGUUGGUAUUAGAAAGAAUUCGCAUUAGAAAGGAAUCGAAACGGAAAAAUCAAACAAGUCAAACUGGAUCUACUGAGUCACCCACUAAUUUCGUUAAAAGUAAAGAAUUUAAGAUCUAUCUAUGUAAUGUUUAUUUUAAACUAAGAAAUUUAGAAAACUUGAGUGUAUUUAGCAAGAUCGUAAUUUGUAAUAGAGUAUUUAAAGAGAUAAUGGAAAAAAUUUCUCAUGAUUCGCAGACUUCAUUUGUAAAACCGUCCUCGGAGACUGAAACAGAUUCAUCAAUAGUUUCGACUAAAGAUUCUAUUCUACCAAGUUUAACAACAUUGUCUUCAAUGAUUACUACGACUGAAUCAACAUUAACAACAGUAACUACUGGAGCAACGAAGACUACGAAUUUCACGACUGAUUUGACGACAUCUCCAGGGGAGACAACUUUAUCGAUGGAAUCUGUAACCGAUACAAUAGCUUCUGAUUCUACAUUUACUAAAAUGGAGAAGAAUCCAGGUACGGAUUCAACGACGGAAACAACAACACUUCUGAACGAAGUUGUAUUUACAUCGACAACAGAAAAUUCCGAUUCAAUUCCUGUAGAUAAUAAUACUGAAAUAAUAACAACCACUACUUCAAUUUUACUGACAAUGUCUUCAACUCUUGGGUCUGUUGGAACAUUAGUACCGAUGACCGAAACUUCUACUAAUAUUUCGAUGACUAAUGAUACAGACAAUUUUACAUCGACUUCGCCAAUGCCCACAACAGUAUCCUCUACUGAUAUUUUGAUGACAACGAAUUCAGAAAAUACAACUUCAACUAUUUCGUUAUUGACAACCGAGUCUCCAAUAAAUGUGCUGUUAAAUCUAAAUAGAGAUGAUUUUGAUAUGGAUGCUGAAAUAUUAAGAACGAAUCAAACAACUGUGCCUAUAAUUACAACAACAAUGACUACACCUUAUAGGCUUGAAACGACUCAUACCGAAAGUCCAUCGUCUGUCACUGAAGUAUCAACAACAGAGCCAUCGAUAGAUGUAGAUACGAUCAAUGAUACCAAUAAUGCAACAGUACAUAAAUCCACCACAACAACUGGUACUGGCACAGUUGUUUCAAUACUAUCUAAUAACACUCAUACCGAAUUUAAGCCCGUAAUCUCAACUACAUUGACUCCAGUUGAUGCGUUUGGAACGACUCAUACCGAGAAUCCUUCGCCGGUCACUGAAGUAUCAACAACAGAGCCAUCGAUAGAUGUAGAUACGAUCAAUGAUACCAAUAAUGCAACAGUACAUAAAUUCACCACAACAACUGGCACUGGCACAGUUGUUUCAAUACUAUCUAAUAAAACUCAUACCGAAUUUAAGCCCGUAAUCUCAACUACAUUGACUCCAGUUGAUGCGUUUGGAACGACUCAUACCGAGAAUCCUUCGCCGGUCACUGAAGUAUCAACAACAGAGCCAUCGAUAGAUGUAGAUACGAUCAAUGAUACCAAUAAUGCAACAGUACAUAAAUUCACCACAACAACUGGCACUGGCACAGUUGUUUCAAUACUAUCUAAUAAAACUCAUACCGAAUUUAAGCCCGUAAUCUCAACUACAUUGACUCCAGUUGAUGCGUUUGGAACGACUCAUACCGAGAAUCCUUCGCCGGUCACUGAAGUAUCAACAACAGAGCCAUCGAUAGAUGUAGAUACGAUCAAUGAUACCAAUAAUGCAACAGUACAUAAAUUCACCACAACAACUGGCACUGGCACAGUUGUUUCAAUACUAUCUAAUAAAACUCAUACCGAAUUUAAGCCCGUAAUCUCAACUACAUUGACUCCAGUUGAUGCGUUUGGAACGACUCAUACCGAGAAUCCUUCGCCGGUCACUGAAGUAUCAACAACAGAGCCAUCGAUAGAUGUAGAUACGAUCAAUGAUACCAAUAAUGCAACAGUACAUAAAUUCACCACAACAACUGGCACUGGCACAGUUGUUUCAAUACUAUCUAAUAAAACUCAUACCGAAUUUAAGCCCGUAAUCUCAACUACAUUGACUCCAGUUGAUGCGUUUGGAACGACUCAUACCGAGAAUCCUUCGCCGGUCACUGAAGUAUCAACAACAGAGCCAUCGAUAGAUGUAGAUACGAUCAAUGAUACCAAUAAUGCAACAGUACAUAAAUUCACCACAACAACUGGCACUGGCACAGUUGUUUCAAUACUAUCUAAUAAAACUCAUACCGAAUCUAAGCCCGUAAUCUCAACUACAUUGACUCCAGUUGAUGCAUCUGGAAUGACUCAUACCGAGAAUCCUUCGCCAGUCACUGAAGUAUCAACAACAGAGCCAUCGAUAGAUGUAGAUACGAUCAAUGAUACCAAUAAUGCAACAGUAAAUGAAUUCACCACCACAACUGGGCCUGGCACAGUCGCUCCAAUACUAUCUAAUAAAACCCAUACCGAAUUUAAGCCCGUAAUCUCAACUACAUUGACUCCAGUUGAUGCGUUUGGAACGACUCAUACCGAGAAUCCUUCGCCGGUAACUGAAGUAUCAACAACAGAGCCAUCGAUAGAUGUAGAUACGAUCAAUGAUACCAAUAAUGCAACAGUACAUAAAUUCACCACAACAACUGGCACUGGCACAGUUGUUUCAAUACUAUCUAAUAAAACUCAUACCGAAUUUAAGCCCGUAAUCUCAACUACAUUGACUCCAGUUGAUGCGUUUGGAACGACUCAUACCGAGAAUCCUUCGUCGGUCACUGAAGUAUCAACAACAGAGCCAUCGAUAGAUGUAGAUACGAUCAAUGAUACCAAUAAUGCAACAGUAAAUGAAUUCACCACCACAACUGGGCCUGGCACAGUCGCUCCAAUACUAUCUAAUAAAACCCAUACCGAAUUUAAGCCCGUAAUCUCAACUACAUUGACUCCAGUUGAUGCGUUUGGAACGACUCAUACCGAGAAUCCUUCGCCGGUCACUGAAGUAUCAACAACAGAGCCAUCGAUAGAUGUAGAUACGAUCAAUGAUACCAAUAAUGCAACAGUACAUAAAUUCACCACAACAACUGGCACUGGCACAGUUGUUUCAAUACUAUCUAAUAAAACUCAUACCGAAUCUAAGCCCGUAAUCUCAACUACAUUGACUCCAGUUGAUGCAUCUGGAAUGACUCAUACCGAGAAUCCUUCGCCAGUCACUGAAGUAUCAACAACAGAGCCAUCGAUAGAUGUAGAUACGAUCAAUGAUACCAAUAAUGCAACAGUAAAUGAAUUCACCACCACAACUGGGCCUGGCACAGUCGCUCCAAUACUAUCUAAUAAAACCCAUACCGAAUUUAAGCCCGUAAUCUCAACUACAUUGACUCCAGUUGAUGCGUUUGGAACGACUCAUACCGAGAAUCCUUCGCCGGUCACUGAAGUAUCAACAACAGAGCCAUCGAUAGAUGUAGAUACGAUCAAUGAUACCAAUAAUGCAACAGUACAUAAAUUCACCACAACAACUGGCACUGGCACAGUUGUUUCAAUACUAUCUAAUAAAACUCAUACCGAAUUUAAGCCCGUAAUCUCAACUACAUUGACUCCAGUUGAUGCGUUUGGAACGACUCAUACCGAGAAUCCUUCGUCGGUCACUGAAGUAUCAACAACAGAGCCAUCGAUAGAUGUAAAUACGAUCAAUGAUACCAAUAAUGCAACAGUACAUAAAUUCACCACAACAACUGGCACUGGCACAGUUGUUUCAAUACUAUCUAAUAAAACUCAUACCGAAUUUAAGCCCGUAAUCUCAACUACAUUGACUCCAGUUGAUGCGUUUGGAACGACUCAUACCGAGAAUCCUUCGCCGGUCACUGAAGUAUCAACAACAGAGCCAUCGAUAGAUGUAGAUACGAUCAAUAAUACCAAUAAUGCAACAGUAAAUGAAUUCACCACCACAACUGGGCCUGGUACAGUCGCUCCAAUACUAUCUAAUAAAACCCAUACCGAAUUUAAGCCCGUAAUCUCAACUACAUUGACUCCAGUUGAUGCAUCUGGAAUGACUCAUACCGAGAAUCCUUCGCCAGUCACUGAAGUAUCAACAACAGAGCCAUCGAUAGAUGUAGAUACGAUCAAUGAUACCAAUAAUGCAACAGUAAAUGAAUUCACCACCACAACUGGGCCUGGCACAGUCGCUCCAAUACUAUCUAAUAAAACCCAUACCGAAUUUAAGCCCGUAAUCUCAACUACAUUGACUCCAGUUGAUGCGUCUGGAACGACUCAUACCGAGAAUCCUUCGCCAGUCACUGAAGUAUCAACAACAGAGCCAUCGAUAGAUGUAAAUACGAUCAAUGAUACCAAUAAUGCAACAGUAAAUAAAUUCACCACCACAACUGGGCCUGGCACAGUCGCUCCAAUACUAUCUAAUAAAACCCAUACCGAAUUUAAGCCCGUAAUCUCAACUACAUUGACUCCAGUUGAUGCAUCUGGAAUGACUCAUACCGAGAAUCCUUCGCCAGUCACUGAAGUAUCAACAACAGAGCCAUCGAUAGAUGUAGAUACGAUCAAUGAUACCAAUAAUGCAACAGUAAAUGAAUUCACCACCACAACUGGGCCUGGCACAGUCGCUCCAAUACUAUCUAAUAAAACCCAUACCGAAUUUAAGCCCGUAAUCUCAACUACAUUGACUCCAGUUGAUGCAUCUGGAAUGACUCAUACCGAGAAUCCUUCGCCAGUCACUGAAGUAUCAACAACAGAGCCAUCGAUAGAUGUAGAUACGAUCAAUGAUACCAAUAAUGCAACAGUAAAUGAAUUCACCACCACAACUGGGCCUGGCACAGUCGCUCCAAUACUAUCUAAUAAAACUCAUACCGAAUUUAAGCCCGUAAUCUCAACUACAUUGACUCCAGUUGAUGCAUCUGGAAUUACUCAUACCGAGAAUCCUUCGCCAGUCACUGAAGUAUCAACAACAGAGCCAUCGAUAGAUGUAAAUACGAUCAAUGAUACCAAUAAUGCAACAGUAAAUAAAUCCACCACAACAACUGGCACUGGCACAGUUGUUUCAAUACUAUCUAAUAAAACUCAUACCGAAUUUAAGCCCGUAAUCUCAACUACAUUGACUCCAGUUGAUGCAUCUGGAAUUACUCAUACCGAGAAUCCUUCGCCAGUCACUGAAGUAUCAACAACAGAGCCAUCGAUAGAUGUAAAUACGAUCAAUGAUACCAAUAAUGCAACAGUAAAUAAAUUCACCACCACAACUGGGCCUGGCACAGUCGCUCCAAUACUAUCUAAUAAAACUCAUACCGAAUUUAAGCCCGUAAUCUCAACUACAUUGACUCCAGUUGAUGCGUCUGGAACGACUCAUACCGAGAAUCCUUCGCCAGUCACUGAAGUAUCAACAACAGAGCCAUCGAUAGAUGUAAAUACGAUCAAUGAUACCAAUAAUGCAACAGUAAAUAAAUUCACCACCACAACUGGGCCUGGCACAGUCGCUCCAAUACUAUCUAAUAAAACCCAUACCGAAUUUAAGCCCGUAAUCUCAACUACAUUGACUCCAGUUGAUGCAUCUGGAAUGACUCAUACCGAGAAUCCUUCGCCAGUCACUGAAGUAUCAACAACAGAGCCAUCGAUAGAUGUAGAUACGAUCAAUGAUACCAAUAAUGCAACAGUAAAUGAAUUCACCACCACAACUGGGCCUGGCACAGUCGCUCCAAUACUAUCUAAUAAAACUCAUACCGAAUUUAAGCCCGUAAUCUCAACUACAUUGACUCCAGUUGAUGCAUCUGGAAUUACUCAUACCGAGAAUCCUUCGCCAGUCACUGAAGUAUCAACAACAGAGCCAUCGAUAGAUGUAAAUACGAUCAAUGAUACCAAUAAUGCAACAGUAAAUAAAUUCACCACCACAACUGGGCCUGGCACAGUCGCUCCAAUACUAUCUAAUAAAACUCAUACCGAAUUUAAGCCCGUAAUCUCAACUACAUUGACUCCAGUUGAUGCAUCUGGAAUUACUCAUACCGAGAAUCCUUCGCCAGUCACUGAAGUAUCAACAACAGAGCCAUCGAUAGAUGUAAAUACGAUCAAUGAUACCAAUAAUGCAACAGUAAAUAAAUCCACCACAACAACUGGCACUGGCACAGUUGUUUCAAUACUAUCUAAUAAAACUCAUACCGAAUUUAAGCCCGUAAUCUCAACUACAUUGACUCCAGUUGAUGCAUCUGGAAUUACUCAUACCGAGAAUCCUUCGCCAGUCACUGAAGUAUCAACAACAGAGCCAUCGAUAGAUGUAAAUACGAUCAAUGAUACCAAUAAUGCAACAGUAAAUAAAUUCACCACCACAACUGGGCCUGGCACAGUCGCUCCAAUACUAUCUAAUAAAACUCAUACCGAAUUUAAGCCCGUAAUCUCAACUACAUUGACUCCAGUUGAUGCAUCUGGAAUGACUCAUACCGAGAAUCCUUCGCCAGUCACUGAAAUAUCACCACCAGAGCCAUCGAUGGAUGUGAAUACGAUCGAUGAUACAAAUAAUGCUACAGUAAAUGAAUUCACCACACUAACUAACCCUGGAACAGUCGCUCCAAUGCUGUCUAAUAAAACCUUUACUGAUUUUGAGCCCGUAAUUUCAACAACAGCAUCUCCAACUGAUCUGUCUGGGACGACUCAUACGGAUAGUUUUUUUUCAACAACACAUAAUACUGUGCGUCUUAUCUCCAAUACGAUAACACCAUCAGCAAUAGAACCCUUUCAUGGAUUUUCGACAACUGAUGAAUCAAUAACUUCUACUUUUACAACGACAACAACAAUGACGCCUCCUCAGUUGCCUCCUUUGCUUAUAAAUCCAUCCAAUAAUUCAACCUCUACAAUUCCACAUGUCUCUCCAUCCUUUUCUUCCUCUAAUCAUUCCCUAAACACUUCUAAUGCAACAACCCCUUCACGAGCUCCUCCACCUGCUUCGAAUCCAGAUUCUCUUGGAAUAACUCCAUCCUUAACUACAUCAUCAAAGCCCUUAUCAGUUCAUUCUGGCAUUCAUCUUACUCUCCAUCCACUUGAGACGAUUCUAUUCCCCAAACCAGCCAAUUCAAAACCUACUUUAUCUCAAAAUCUUCCAAAACCUAAUCCUUGCAUGAUACCGAAUCCUGCUCUUUCUGGAGCUUCCACAGAUCCUCUAUCAACAGAUUGUCUUCCAUCAUCUGGAACAUCCCCAGAAAACUUAUCACUAAAUUCUGCACACAAUCCACCGAACAAUUCAUCGUUUCAUCCUACAGUUGUAUCCAUUCUUCUCUAA
Messenger RNA from Microplitis demolitor, 7329 nucleotides. RefSeq names its product mucin-2-like. The transcript is spliced from 4 exons. The coding region runs from base 1 to 7329 and encodes 2442 amino acids. The record is from RefSeq and is a predicted model, not a curated record. Lineage: Eukaryota; Metazoa; Arthropoda; Insecta; Hymenoptera; Braconidae.